Colletotrichum scovillei is the source of this 691-nucleotide messenger RNA. RefSeq lists its product as uncharacterized. Lineage: Eukaryota; Fungi; Ascomycota; Sordariomycetes; Glomerellales; Glomerellaceae. The transcript has 3 exons. The coding region runs from base 179 to 691 and encodes 170 amino acids. The record is from RefSeq and is a predicted model, not a curated record.
AAAUGGUUCACCAAGAGCAAACGCCGAGGACGCGUGGACGUCGAUUUGAAUUGAGUUAAUACCUGCAUUGCCGAAUCCCGGAUUAAGCUUCUUUCAUUUUACAUUCAUCCACACUUUGUUUUUGCCUUUCUGUCUCUAGCCUCUAGACCUGCUUUUAGCGUUCAAACUUUGGGCACGAAUGCCUCGUUCCCAGCCUCGAAGAGAGGAUGGCGCCCAACAAAUCAAAGACCAUGACAACUUGAAUGCACAGGUAGAUGGCGAGCUUACCCAAAGCGAUGGUUGGCAUCAUGGCCUGUGUGGAUGCUGUGCAUCCUGCGAGCUUUGCCUCCUAAGCACCUUCGUGCCAUGUCUUCUUCUCGGACAGACCUCCCAUCGAAUCAAGGAGCCUUCAAUGAACAAUUACAGGCAUAUCAACCGUGACUGCCUAUUGAUGAUGGGAGUCACCUACCUUACCGGCUUUGGUUGGAUGUAUGUCAUGAAGAAGCGCUUUGAGAUUCGCAAGCGCUAUGGCAUCAAAGGUACCGAUGCGAGAGACUGCUGCGCAUCCUACUGGUGUCUUUCCUCUGCUUUGGUUCAGCAUGAGAGAGAAGUGCUUGCCCGGCAGGCUGUCAGGAGUGAUCCCACCACUGAGGGCUAUCAGACUCAACCUGCCAUGGAAUUACCUUCUAGACAUACGCAGCCCACUACAUAG